CAAAUGACUUUUUGAACAUUUCAAAUGUGUGUUGAAAGUGUGUCAGACCUAUGUCCUGUUAGUCAAAAUGUUUAGAUUAUUAGUUUUAUCAUUUUCCUUAAUAGUGUUCAGUGCUAAGACUUCGUUUGGAUAUGAUCUGAAUAUUCUGCAUUAUAAUGAUUUUCAUGCGAGAUUCGUCGAGACCAGUCCAUCAGGAACUACCUGCAAUCCUGCAAACAAUCCAUGUAUCGGUGGCUUCGCUCGUCUCGCGACGAUGGUUCGCGAGCGUUUGAGAGAAGAACCUGAUUCCCUGCUCCUCAACGCCGGUGACAGCUUCCAAGGAACCAUUUGGUACAAUAUUUUUCGAUGGGAAGUCACCAAAGACUUUAUGAAUAUGCUGCCACAUGAUGCUCACGUACUUGGGAACCAUGAAUUUGAUAAUGGAAUUGAAGGAGUGGUGCCAUACUUGCAAAAAUUAGAAUCACCAGUAGUUACUGCAAAUAUUGUUGAUGAUGAUGAACCUACCAUACAAGGUUUAUAUGAAAAGAGCAUCGUUGUAGAAAGGAAAGGCAGGAAAAUUGGAAUAAUUGGUGUACUUAUUGCUACAACUAACAUCUUAGCCUCAACGGGUAAUCUGAGAUUUACAGAUGAAAUAGAAGCUGUAAGACAAGAAGCUGAAAAACUGAAUGAACAAGGCGUCGAUAUCAUAGUAGUGUUGUCACAUUGCGGUGUGGACGUAGAUAAAGAAAUUGCGCGCCAUGCUGGACCUCAUGUCGACAUCAUCGUUGGUGGACACAGUCAUACAUUGUUGUAUAAUGGGGAUGCUCCUGAGGCCAGUGGCUUUACCCCGUUGGGACCUUACCCAGUGGUAGUAGAACAAGAAACCAGAAAGGUUCUAAUAGUGCAAGCAGCAGCCCAUACACAGUAUUUGGGUGAGAUCAAGCUCACGUUUGAUGACGACGGCCAUCUUGUCAGUUGGGCUGGUAACCCUCACUACAUUGGAAAUGAUAUUGUACAAGCGCCUGAUGUUUUGGAAAAGAUAAACUACUAUUUACCACUGAUCGAAGAGAGGGAGUCUGAAGAAAUUGGAACAUCAAUGGUGGAUCUGUCAGCAGAUUGCUCGUGCUCCGAAUGUAACCUUGGCAAUUUUAUAUGUGAUGCUUUUAUGCACGCUGCUUUAUCAAGAGCUCAAGGGAACAACUGGAACUACGCGCAUUUUUGCUUUAACAACCGAGGUGUUAUCAGAGCACCUAUUGACAAAGGAGUAAUUACGUUUGGAUCAGUGAUAUUGUCUACACCUUUUGAAAACAACGUUGAAGUUUUUGACCUAAAAGGAGAACAUAUUAUGGAAAUGUUGGAGUAUUCUGUAAAUGGCCAACCUACUCCUGGCAGACAUAUGUUACAAGUAGCAGGCUUGCGUGCAGUAUUUGACGGCUCUCAACCAGUAAACUCAAGGGUACUGAACGUGACAGUCAGAUGUAUCGAAUGUGACGUGCCUAGGUACGAACCUCUGGAGCUUGACAAAUACUACAAGGUCGUCUCCCAGAACUUCCUCGGAGAAGGCGGUGAUGGAUUCACUAUGAUCGCUGAAAACCGAAAGAACAUAGAAGUACUCGGAAUCGAUUAUGACAUUCUACUGGACUACAUACGUCUGCACUCCCCGGUGUUUGCUGAAAACGAUGGGCGUAUGACGGUGCAUAAUCCUUGCUUGCCAUGAGCCGAAGAAGACCAGGAAAUCUUCAAACGUCAGUCAAGAAUCUUUAACUUCAUGCUAUCACUGCCAAAACAUAGAACAUUAUGCAUUUUUUAAGUAUUGCGCUGCUGAAAAAUACCAUGAAUUAUUAAUACCUGCAACAUUAAAUUAUUAUCUUGUAA
This is a messenger RNA of Helicoverpa zea (corn earworm), 1854 nucleotides long. RefSeq names its product apyrase-like. Gene Ontology annotation, biological process: AMP catabolic process. Bases 68 to 1696 code for a protein of 542 amino acids. Gene Ontology annotation, cellular component: plasma membrane. The record is from RefSeq and is a predicted model, not a curated record. Lineage: Eukaryota; Metazoa; Arthropoda; Insecta; Lepidoptera; Noctuidae. Gene Ontology annotation, molecular function: 5'-nucleotidase activity; nucleotide binding; metal ion binding. The transcript is spliced from 11 exons.